UCAGCCUAGUGCUGGGUGUUGGCGCGGAUAUUGAAGACCCGCGAGUUGAAGAAUAAACACAACACGAAGUACAUACUCAGUUUUAGCACAUUUGCGAGGAGGAUCACAGGAAUGGAGAGCAGCAGGGCCCAGUUUCCAUUCCCCUACCAGCCCUAUAACAUCCAAGAGCAGUUCAUGGAAGCCUUGUACAGCGCCCUGGACCAGGGGAAGGUUGGCAUCUUUGAAAGCCCCACAGGAACGGGUAAGUCUCUGAGUCUGAUCUGUGGAGCUCUGAGCUGGCUCACAGACCACGAGGAGAGGAGGAGACGGCAGACGGCUGCUCUACUGGAGGAAGGAGAAGCAGCUCUUUCCACGUCCGCAGUUCAAUCCACCACGGCCAGCUCCUCGGCAGAGCCUGACUGGAUCACUGACUUUGUUCAGAAAAAGGCAGAACGUGAUCUGGUGACAAAGUUGAAGGAGGAAGAAUUAAAAAGAAAGAAGAGGGAAGAACGAUUGGAAAUGAUCAGAAACAACGUUCAGCUCAAGUAUGCAAUGAAAAGAAAGAGCGCUGAGGAUGAGGAGGCGUUCAAGUUGCUUCAGCUCAGUAAAGAGGAACACACAGAGACACAAGGAGAUGAAGAGGAUGAGGAGCUUAUCAUUGCAGAAUAUGAGAGUGAUGAUGAGUCAAAGAACAAAAGCCGAUUCCUUGGGCCUGAAGAUGAUGAUGAUGAUGAACUGAUCGAAGAACACGUCAACAAGAUUUACUAUUGCAGUCGCACACACUCCCAGCUGGCCCAAUUUGUCCAUGAGGUUCAAAAGAGCCCCUUCAGCAAGGACAUCCGUCUGGUCACCCUGGGCUCAAGACAGAAUCUGUGCAUCAAUGAGGAGGUGCGUCGCCUUGGCAGCAUCCAGCGCAUCAAUGACCGCUGCAUGGAGAUGCAGAAAAACAAACACGAGAAACAGCCUCAUGAGGAGGGUGUGAAACGUAAGCGAGGCCCCGCAAAGAGUGUGUGUCCCUAUAACAAAGCUAUGGCACUGCAGCAAAUGAGGGAUGAGGUUCUAGGAAAAGUCCACGACAUCGAGCAGCUGCUGAAACUCGGCAGGGAAACGCAUUCAUGUCCUUACUACUCCACGCGCCUCGCUAUUCCACCUGCACAGUUGGUGGUGUUGCCCUAUCAGAUGGUUCUUCAUGAAGCUACAAGAAGGGCAGCAGGGAUACAGCUGAAGGGACAGGUGGUGAUCAUUGACGAAGCUCACAAUCUUAGUGACACACUCUCCUGCAUACACAGUGCAGAGCUGACUGGAGCGCAGCUCAGCCGCGCUCACUCCCAGCUCAGCCAAUACGCUGACCGCUAUAAGAGCAGGCUGAAGGCAAAGAACCUGAUGUACAUCAAACAGAUUAUGUUUGGGAUUGAAGGGCUUGUCCAGGUGUUGGGAGGUAAGGUGGGACAGAAUCCACAAAGCCAGAUGACACAAACAGGAACAGAGAUGUUUACCAUCAACAACUUCCUCUUCAAGGCUCAGAUUGACAACAUCAACUUGUUUAAGCUACAGAAAUACUUUGAUAAGAGCAUGAUCAGCAGAAAACUGGGUGGUUUUGUGGAAAAGUACGCAGGUUCAGGUGUUAGCCUGCACACUCAGGCCUCCUCCAACAAAGAGAACCGGCGCACAGAGGGCUUAAACCGCUACCUCCAAACACUGCAGACCAACCAGAGCACUGCACCAGUUUCUUCAGCAGACCAGCAGGAGACAGUAGAGGCUGAUAAAACGCUGUCUGCAUCUCCCAUGAUGCAGGUGGAGGGUUUCUUUAAGGCUCUCACCAACAGCAACACCGAUGGCCGAGUGGUGGUGCACAGACAAGGUACUUUGUCAGAAAACAGUGUCAAGUUCCUGCUGUUGAAUCCAGCGGUCCACUUUUCCCAGGUUCUGAAGGAGUGCAGGGCCGUCAUCAUUGCUGGGGGCACCAUGCAGCCUGUUUCAGACUUCAAACAGGAGCUUCUAUUUUCUGCGGGAGUUGGAGAAGAUCGCAUCAGUGAGUUUUCCUGUGGUCAUGUAAUUCCUCCGGAGAACAUUCUUCCCCUCGUCUUGUGUAGCGGUCCUUCUGGUCAGGAGCUGGAUUUUACUUUCCAAAAUAGAGACUCUCCAAAGAUGAUGGAUGAGACAGGGCGCAUUCUCUCCAACAUUUGUAACGUGGUACCGGGAGGAGUCGUGUGUUUCUUUCCUUCUUAUGAGUACUCGAGGCGGAUGGUUUGUCACUGGGAGGCCAGUGGUGCUCUGGCUCGUCUCGCCAACAAAAAGAAGAUCUUCCAGGAGCCAAAGAAAGCCAAUCAGGUAGAGCAGGUGCUGAGCGACUUCUCCCGCUGUAUCCAGAGGUGCGCUCUGGGUGGCGGUGGACUCACAGGAGCGUUACUGUUCUCUGUGGUUGGAGGAAAGAUGAGUGAGGGCAUCAAUUUCUCUGAUGAUCUGGGCCGGUGUGUAGUGAUGGUGGGAAUGCCGUAUCCCAACAUCAAGUCCCCAGAGCUGCAGGAGAAGAUGAGUUACCUUGACAAACACAUGCCUCACAGUGGAGGGAGGAGCCCUGGCCAAGCACUGAUAGAAAACCUCUGCAUGAAGGCUGUGAAUCAGUCUAUAGGAAGAGCUAUCCGUCAUCGUGGCGACUACUCCUCCAUUGUGCUGUGUGACAGACGUUACUCCAGAGCCGCUACGCUCUCCAAACUUCCCACGUGGAUCAAAGAUCGCACCAGCACAUGCACGAGUUUUGGCCUUGCUUUUGCUGCCUUGCGAAAGGUAAGAAUCAGACUCAAACCACUGUACAGAGACACUAUAGCACCUGGUUGUUCUGUUCUUAUUUACACUAAAUGUUAUGUGUUUUAGUUCUUUCAGGAAAAAAAGCAGAAGCAGGUGUAAUUUUGCUCCUGAAGGGCUCAGCUGUCAUCUUCCUGUUUUCUUAACGGUACAACACUGGGACAAGAGCUGGAAGAGGAGGAACCUUCAGAAAAAUCCAGUGCAACAUAAGAAAAUGUGCUCUGACUAAAAUAAAAUAAAAAUAUAUAUAUAUAUAAUUAAAGGGUCUCGGUACUAUGUUCCUUGUUACAAGAUUGUUGCAGCUCUUCAAUAUUUACAUAAAUGUACCUAUCAGACCUCUGUGCGUUGGCAGCUGGAAUUCAACAAUCAACCAGCGAAGAGAGUUUUUCUAUUUUCAUUACCUCACUUUGUAGAUUGUUCUGUUUUGCACUGGUAACAAUCCUUUAUGAAAAAUGUAAAGUGUAAUGAUUCCCAAGUAUUUGAAUGCACACUGCAGACAAAGACUAAAAGGGACAUUUAUCAGUUUGACUUGUGGUUUAUCAGUCUGGAACAUGUUGGAAACGAGAACGCCUCCUCAACAGUUUUUAAUUUCGGUUCUGUUAAAAUUAAUCACUGAAGCAGAUUCCAGGCACAGCAGUGGCGUAGGCAUCCAUGUUAAUGAUUUACCCUGGAAG
Messenger RNA from Paralichthys olivaceus (Japanese flounder), 3458 nucleotides. The record is from RefSeq and is a predicted model, not a curated record. Lineage: Eukaryota; Metazoa; Chordata; Actinopteri; Pleuronectiformes; Paralichthyidae.